AGUGUAGUUCGUUGCCUCGUCGUGAGCGGUUGUCUGCCUUCCAUAUAGAGCCCAUUGCGACUUAGUUCCUCUCUUACCAGAGUUGGUAACACGAAAUACGUAAACCCAACGAAAACCCGUCGAACGCCUAACAACAACUUGAAGCGUGCAGCCAAAGCGAACCAUUGGAUUAUCGCGCACGUUUCUCAAACAAUCAGCAAACUAAAAACAACACAUCAAACAAAAUUUUAUUUUGACAAAAACACACAUGUUUUAGUUAAGCAAAUGUGACAAAACAUAAAAUUGGCCAUACAAAAAAUUUGAAAAAGUGAAUCAGUGAAAACUCAAACACAUCACAAAAACCAAACCGAAACACUGCAUUUUAAGUUCUGUUUAUCAACUAUUUAAUUUGCUGAAAACUAGAAAUUGUUGCCAAACAAUCUUCAAAGACAAACAAUAGCACUAUGGAAAACUGAAAAUCCCGAGGAAAAAUCCAAUAGAAUCGAAGCAGCAGCACAGAGAGAAAACUGAAAAAUAUAAAAGAAACACGAAAACCAAGAACCCAAGAUGCAGCGAAACAUGAUGAUCGCGUUCGUGGGCAUCUGGUGCAUUUUGGCCAGCAUUGGAGUGGAGCCCGCGGCGGGUUUGGCCAAUUGCCCGCCCGGUUGUCAGUGCGAUGAUAAUACCCUGGUGGUUCAGUGCGGCGAGGGCCAGCUGGACGUGCUGCCCAUCGCCCUGAAUCCCUCCAUCCAGCGACUGGUGAUCAAGAGCAACAAGAUCAAGACUAUCGACUCGUCCAUCCAGUUCUACGCGGAGCUGACCUUCCUCGAUCUGUCGUCGAACCACCUGAUGACCAUCCCGCAGCGCACCUUCGCCUACCAGAAGAAGCUGCAGGAGGUGCAUCUCAAUCACAACAAGAUUGGCCAGAUCAGCAACAAGACCUUCAUUGGUCUGUCGGCGGUGACUGUCCUGAAUCUGCGUGGUAAUCAAAUCUCGGAGCUCCACCAGGGCACCUUCACUCCGCUCCUGAAAGUUGAGGAACUGAAUCUGGGCGAGAACCGCAUUGGCUUCCUGGACCCCAAGGCUUUCGAUGGACUCACCCAGCUGCGCAUCCUGUAUCUGGAUGAUAAUGCCUUGACCACCGUUCCCGAUCCCGUGAUCUUCCAGGCCAUGCCCAGUCUGGCUGAACUCUUCCUGGGCAUGAACACUUUGCAGAGCAUUCAGCCCGGUGCCUUCCAGGAUCUGAAGGGUUUGAGUCGUUUGGAGCUGAAGGGAGCCAGUCUGCGCAACAUUUCGCACGACAGCUUUUUGGGUCUGGAGGAACUGCGUGUUUUGGAUCUCUCCGACAAUCGCCUGGAACGCAUUCCCUCCGUGGGUCUCAGCAAGCUGGUUCGUCUGGAGCAGCUCUCCCUGGGCCAGAAUGACUUUGAGGUGAUCAGCGAGGGAGCCUUCAUGGGCCUAAAACAACUCAAACGUCUGGAGGUGAAUGGAGCCCUCAAGCUGAAGCGAGUGAUGACCGGAGCCUUUGGCGACAAUGGCAACCUGGAGUACCUGAACCUUUCGUCCAACAAAAUGCUCGUGGAGGUGCAGGAGGGUGCUCUGAGUGGACUGCCCCAUCUGAGGCAUGUGGUUCUGAAGGCCAAUGCUCUUACUUCGCUGGCCGAGGGUCUGUUCCCCUGGAAGGACCUGCUGACCCUGGACCUCUCCGAGAAUCCCUUGUCCUGCGACUGCCGCGUGAUGUGGCUGCACAAUCUGCUGGUGGCCAAGAAUGCCAGUCAGGAGGAGGUUUCCGAGCUGAUGUGCGAGUUCCCCGAACGUCUGCGUGGCGAGUCCCUGCGUCAUUUGAACCCCGCCUUGAUGGGCUGCACCCAUGCCGAUCCUCGCAAGCAGGCCCUGAUUGGAGCCCUCCUCGUGGGAUCCGCUGCCACCAUUACUGCCUUGGCUUUGGUCUUGUACCGCUGCCGCCACAAGAUCCGCGAGACCAUCAAGGGAGGUCUGUGGGGCAACUCGGCGCUGGGCCGCAAGGAGCGGGAGUACCAGAAGACCUUCUGCGAUGAGGACUACAUGUCGCGCCACCAGCAUCAUCCCUGCUCCCUGGGCAUCCACUCCACCUUCCCGAACACCUACACGGCACCCCACCAUCCCGGAGUUGCCCACCAUUAUGGUAUGUGCCCCAUGCCGGUGAAUGAUCUGGGUGCCGUCGAUCCUCAGCAGAAGUUCCAGCAGUUGGCUGUGCCCACUGCCACAAUGGUCAGUGAGAAGAAGCUGAACAACAACAAGGGGCUGGUGUCGCAGGGAGCCAUCGAUGACAGUGCCUCGUUUGUGCUGCACAUGAAGUCGGCCACCAUGGGACGAGAUGUCCAUCAGGCGAAUCCCCAGCUGAACCAUUACACCAAGCCGCAGUUCCUCGCGGCCACGGCCACAGUGGGCGACUCCUGUUACUCGUACGCGGAUGUGCCCAUGGUGCACGGUGUCCCGAUGGGCAGUGCCCCAAAUCAACCGCAGUUGCGUCUCACCCAGGAGCACUUCAAGCAGCGCGAGAUGUACGAACAGGAGAUGGGCAGCGAGAUGCUGGACCACAACUACAUCUACAGCAACACCCACUACUCCAUGCCGCUGGAGCAGCUGGGUCGCAGCAAGACGCCCACGCCGCCCCCGAUGCCGCCAGCCCUGCCCCUGCGGAAUGGCCUGUGUGCCACCACAGGACGCAGAUCCUUCCAGCAGAAGUCCGCCGCCCAGAAGCAGCAGCAGCAGCAGCAGAACAACAACACCCUGCGUCAGUUCACGCACUGAUCCUCGACCUAUCGACGCAGGCAGCUGAGCAUCUAUGCUUAGUACUCCGCUGUCCAACACUGUGAUGCCAAAACCCCCCCAGAACCCACUAAAACCACUCCCUCCCCACAACACACAAUUAGCGUUUAGUUAGGCUUAAGGAAAACAUUGUAGUAGCUGUAAUCGGAA
Molecule: messenger RNA, 2940 nt
Organism: Drosophila suzukii
Lineage: Eukaryota; Metazoa; Arthropoda; Insecta; Diptera; Drosophilidae
Gene: trn
Product: tartan
Cellular component (GO): plasma membrane
Molecular function (GO): protein binding
Source: RefSeq, a predicted model, not a curated record